Messenger RNA from Elaeis guineensis (African oil palm), 2338 nucleotides. RefSeq names its product 3-oxoacyl-[acyl-carrier-protein] synthase, mitochondrial. Gene Ontology annotation, molecular function: 3-oxoacyl-[acyl-carrier-protein] synthase activity. Lineage: Eukaryota; Viridiplantae; Streptophyta; Magnoliopsida; Arecales; Arecaceae. Gene Ontology annotation, biological process: fatty acid biosynthetic process. Gene Ontology annotation, cellular component: mitochondrion. The record is from RefSeq and is a predicted model, not a curated record.
GCACACACGUACACAGACGCGCCUCACCCUUGUCUUUCUUCUCCUUUCUUUCUUUCUUUGUUUUUUUGCAUUUUUUCUUGCUUGACAAGAGCGGGGAAACCGGGAGUAAGAGAAGGAGAGCGUAGGGGAGAGAGGUCGUGGGUAACGGAAGAAGCCCAAGGAAGAAGAGGGAGGCGACGGCGGAACGGGGAGGUGCCGAGAGAUAUCCGGGAGGGUGAGAGGUGGCACGGCGAGCGGGAGAGGCGAGGGAGAGAGAGGCGAUGGGGGGUUUGGCUCGAGGAAGUAUCGGGAGAACAGGGGAAUUUUCCCCUCCUCUGUUCUCGGUUUAAGGAAGCCACAGGGCACCGCCUAAGGGGCGGGCCCCGCAGGGUUGAGUUUGGGUUUUGAACCGGCCCGAGGCAUCACAUUCCCCUUCCGUGAUGGCCUUUCUCCUCCGCCGCCGCCUGCGCCCUCCGGUUGGCCGCCGCUUCUUCUCGUCUCAACCGUUCUCUCCGCCUCCCAACGCUCCCCGCCGCCGUGUCGUGGUCACAGGUUUGGGGAUGGUCACCCCGCUCGGGUGCGGGGUGGAGCGCACGUGGAGCCGGCUGGUGGACGGGCAGUGCGGCAUCCGGGCGCUUGUGCCCGCUGAUCUCAAGAUGGCCGGCUUCGAUGAAGCCACGGUGAUGUACACCUACGAGCAGCUCGCGUCCAAGGUCGCCGCCAUCGUGCCCUGCGGCAAAGAGGACGGAGAGUUCGAUGAGGAACAAUGGCUUCAAUCCAAGGAUUAUAGAUCCAUAGCAAGAUUUAUAGCGUAUGCACUAUGUUCAAGUGAUGAGGCUCUUAGAGAUGCAAACUGGCUGCCAAUUGAAUUUGAAAAGAAGGAAAGAACGGGUGUUUCCAUUGGUGGGGGGAUUGGAAGCAUUUCCGACAUUUUAGAUGCAGCACAAAUGAUCUGUGAGAAGCGUUUACGCAGGCUUAGUCCGUUCUUCAUACCUAGAAUAUUAAUCAACAUGGCAUCAGGCCAUGUCAGCAUGAAAUAUGGAUUCCAGGGUCCCAAUCAUGCUGCUGUGACAGCUUGUGCCACAGGGGCUCAUUCUAUCGGGGAUGCUACAAGGAUGAUUCAAUUUGGAGAUGCAGAUGUUAUGAUAGCAGGAGGAACGGAGUCUAGUAUUGAUGCUCUAUCAAUAGCUGGAUUCUGUAGGUCAAGAGCAUUGGCUACGAACAACAACUUUCUCCCGCAUGCAUCUUCUCGACCGUUUGAUUGCAAAAGAGAUGGAUUUGUGAUAGGUGAAGGCUGUGGAGUAAUGGUGUUGGAGGAACUUGAUCAUGCAAAGGAACGAGGAGCAAGAAUUUAUGCAGAGGUUCGAGGCUAUGGGAUGUCAGGUGAUGCUUAUCACAUAACUCAGCCGCACAACGAUGGAAAGGGUGCUGUUUUGGCAAUGACACGUGCAAUAGAACAGGCAGGGCUUCAUCCAAAUCAAAUAGAUUAUGUAAAUGCUCACGCAACAUCAACACCUCUUGGUGAUGCUGUAGAAGCCAGUGCAAUAAAAUCUCUAUUCUUAGAUCAUGCAACAUCAGGUGCUCUAGCACUGUCCUCCACAAAGGGGGCCACUGGUCAUCUACUUGGAGCAGCUGGGUCAGUGGAAGCAAUCUUUGCUGUUCUGGCCGUCCACCGUGUACGCUUGAUAAUUUUCAUAAUCCUUUAGGCAAACUUAUUUUAGGGAAUUGCUCCACCAACAUUGAAUCUAGAUGAACCAGACCCAAUUUUUAAUGGUACAUACAUGCCAUUAUGUGCUUCGAAGAAGAUGCAAAUAAGAGCUGCACUCUCAAAUUCUUUUGGCUUUGGUGGAACCAAUGCAUCCUUGUUGUUUACCCAACCCCCUUAGCAUGACUGCCUAAGACCGUAAGUUAAAAAUUCUUUUCAAAUCAUUAAUAAUUGUUCAUGCUCCCAUAUCGAUGGGACGGUUUCAGGAGUUGGGAAUUGCUGCUGCCUUGCAAUAAUAUAUUGGUGAUUAAGCUCGGAGUGGUGGCUGGAACUUAUGUCCAGGUUUGACCACGAUUGUAUUAAGAUCGGGAUUAGGAGAAUAUGAUGUCCCACGACGGGAUGCUCAUACUUUCGAGAAUUUAUUCAUUUAUUUCUGAUCCAUCCUAGAAAAAGCUGUAUUUUUUCUCUCAUAAACUAUUAGCUGUAUUCUGAGCAGUAAAAUUUUGACUGGAGUUGUUUGUUUGUAUAAUAAAAAUAUUUUGUCCGGUGAUGGCCAGAGAUGGAACCAUCUUGGCGGCCACUAUAGUGUUGCCAUUUGGGAGACCAUUUUGUUAGGUUCUCAAUUUAAAUAUUAUUUUAAAGUUUUUGUGACCA